AUGGACAACUCUCGGAAUUUCUCAGGGAAUACUCUUGGAAGCAAUGCGACCAUCAACCAAGGCAAUAUCACCCAAAUUACGGUUCAUACCAGUAUGGUCUCCAUAUCACCUACAAUCAGGCAUUGGCUCACCGAUGGCACAGAUACAUCAAACGCGGACAAGUCGUUUCUCCCCGAGAUCAGCAAAACGGAUCCUUUCUACGACAAACAACGUAUUCUAACGCUGAAGGGCCCACUUUUAUGGGAUUCGUUUAGUUGGAUUUUAAGACAUGAACAGUUCGACGAAUGGCGCCAUGCAAAAGAGAGUGGUGUUUUGUGGAUUAAAGGGGAUCCUGGAAAAGGCAAGACAAUGCUGCUUUGUGGCAUCAUUGAAGACUUGGAACAGAACCCCCAAAGCGAAAAUCUAAGCUACUUCUUCUGUCAAGCCGCGGACUACAGAAUCAACACUGGCACUGCUGUUGUCGGCGGAUUGAUCAAAUCGCUGCUCAAGAGACACCCGAGACUUCUCUCACGCGUUCGAGAAAGCUAUGAGGAUAAACUCAAGGAUCAGCUAGAUGGAGCCAACGCAUUAGUUAUUCUAUGCGAUAUCUUUGAGACCAUCACCAAUGAUCCGGGGCUAACUGAUGUCAUCUGCAUUGUCGAUGCCCUCGACGAAUGUAUACAAGACUGCAGACUUCUUCUAAACCUUAUUAUCAAAACAAGCGGUCAUGUCAAGUGGCUGCUGUCGAGUCGGAAUGAGAAAGACAUGGAAAAGAUGCUCGACCAGGUUCCUCAAAAGCUCAUCUUGGAAUUGAAACAGAAUGCCGAACGAAUAUCUACGUCUAUUGAUGCAUAUAUCAGGCACCACAUUCACGAAAUUGAAGCCUUGAAGGGUGAUGAACAGCUUCAAGCAAGAGCACUUGACAUACUUGAAAGCAAAUCCCAGGGCACCUUUUUAUGGGUAGCACUUGUGGUUGAACAGCUGCAUAAAACAGACCACUGGGAUGUGGAAAAUGUGUUGGAAGAGGUACCGAAAGAUCUAGAGAGCCUUUAUGGUUUAAUAUUAGAUCAAACAGAGAAACUGGGGAAGAAUGGUCAAGAAGUCUGCCAAGUCUUGCUUUCAAUUGUCGCCACAGCUAAGAGGCCUCUGCACCUUGGAGAGCUACUUAUUUUCAUCAAUUCUCAUUGGAAAGAUAGUAGGCACUUCAAAACCACAUACGAACUACGAGAUGUACGAGACAUGGCGAAAACUUGCGGAUCUAUUCUAUCUAUACGAGAUAAUACUGUCUACUUUAUUCACCAGUCAGCGAAGGAUUAUGUUGUGGGCAAUGCGGCUCAUCGCAUUUUCCCUAUCCUACAUCAACAUCACAAAAUGUUUGAAGCUUCGUUGGAUGCCAUGUCUAAUGUUCUCAAGUAUGACAUAUAUGGCUUGGAAGACCCCGCAAAACAUAUAGACGAUAUUCCCUUGAAAGACGUCGACUCUGAUCCCUUGGCUGCUGGCACUAUAAAUCCUCGGGAUGCUCUUCAGAAACUCAAGGACCUCAUCGAGAGCUAUCAUGGCAGCGGAAGCAUUGAGAGCGAGAUUUCACAAACCCUACAGUUACAGAGAGAGCGUGAGAUACAAAGCCUCAGACAAUUCACUGAUGAUGCUUAUCGAUUUGUGGAAAAUUCCAAGGAGUCCGUGGCUUAUUGGCCGUUACAGCUCUACUUUUCAGCCAUGGCUUUUGAACAAGGCAGCUGUGGCAUCCGAACGACUUUUCAGCGGACUGUACAUGAGAAAUUUGGGCCUUCGCCUAUUCUUGCAAACGUGCAACAGGGCCAGUCCAAUUUACGAGUGCGGAGCGCUUUCAACGUUCCCGAGGAUCCGUUUGCUUAUAUUGAGACAAUACAUGUUUCCCAGUCGAUGAUUUCUUCUCCUGACUCGUGGCUUGUCGUCCGAAUGAAUGCCAAUGGAUCCAUCCUGGAACUAAGAUUCUGGAGAGUAGACUCAGGAACAUUGGAACACACUUUUAAGAUAAGCUGGGGCAGUAAGAUUGCCUUCAUUCCCAACUCCAAUGAAUUCAUAUCCGCUUCUCAAGAUGGCAUCAUAAAGAUGUGGAACCUGGACAAAAGAUGUUGUGUUGGAGAGCAAUAUCUGCAUUUCAAAUGUCCGAGACCUGGCCCGCAAUUUGGUUCAAUACAGGUGACUUCAAUUACGACAUUGGAUCCUCUCAGAGAGAGAGUUAUCGCUUUAUCCCCAAAGGGAGAAUUGGUAGCGUCGUGGCAUCGAAAAUCAUCUGAUGGACCAGGUUUAAUAAAGAUUUGGGAUGCUAAGACGACUUGUUGCGGUAGUUCAUUUGAGUCUGGCGAAGCACCAUCUAUGCAUGCGGCCUUUUCGCCAAACAUUCAGCUACUGGCUGUAUCGUACGACGACGGCGUUAGAGUGCACAGUGUAAAGACAGGUGCAAUAGUUCAAUAUCUUCGAUAUCUCGACAACCGCACAAGGGAGGAAGAGACUCGAGGUACUUGGAACGGCUUCAAUCCAGGAGCCUCAAGACUCGAACAUGUGUGGUUUUCGCCGAAUUCCGAAGUUCUAGUCGCCAUGGUGUCAAAACGGGAACUCCAUCUCUGGGACACCCAUACAUGGAAACUACUGCAUUACAUUGAAGAGAAUGCGUUGCCAAAGUUCCUGUCAUUGCUCGGUCUAUAG
Messenger RNA from Trichoderma aggressivum f. europaeum, 2667 nucleotides. RefSeq lists its product as uncharacterized. The transcript has 3 exons. The coding region runs from base 1 to 2667 and encodes 888 amino acids. Gene Ontology annotation, molecular function: protein binding. The record is from RefSeq and is a predicted model, not a curated record. NCBI's taxonomy places the organism in Eukaryota, Fungi, Ascomycota, Sordariomycetes, Hypocreales, Hypocreaceae.